This is a messenger RNA of Lactuca saligna, 339 nucleotides long. The record is from the annotation of a GenBank genome assembly. NCBI's taxonomy places the organism in Eukaryota, Viridiplantae, Streptophyta, Magnoliopsida, Asterales, Asteraceae.
AUGAUGAGCAAACAUGAAGGGUUUUGUGAUUUCAGAAGAAAAAAAAACGGAGAAACAUUACCUACAGUCGAGCUCCUCACCGGCGCUGUGUCGUCGUCUGCGCAGGAGGUGAAGUGGCCGGAAGUUGGAGGAAAAAUCUUGUUGCUUGUUGUCGCGCUGAAUAUUAAAGGAAGGGAAGAACGAACGGCGAUUUCUGUUAGGGUGCAGGAGAAGAAAUUGAAGACUAGGCUUUUUGUAUUGCGAGAAGGACCAGCACUUCGAUUCCUUUCUCAAUCUCUGUUUCCAUGUAAAUCACAUUGCAUUUCAAGAUCUUCACUGCGUAAAUUAAAGGGUUUGUGA